UUCUGUUCUGGAGAUUCGCUCUUGUCGGACGUAUUUUGUGCACGUGUGUUAAGCUCUUUAUAGGCCAGAAAGCCAACCCAACAUGAACUCCCUUCUCGGCAGCGAAGAAUUCUCCAUGAUGAGAAGCCUCGCGGACGAAGCCAGAUUCUUCGUCUACGCCUACAACACCACGACCCUCGUCACCACAGCAGGCUUGGCUUUGGGAAUUUUCUUCAUCAUUACGGCGUUGGUCCUGUACUUCUAUUACUACUCAUCUACGACCGGAAGGGAAGGAGGACAGUGGGAGUACUCAGGUAACGACUACAGCAGGUACGACUACGUAGCAGACAUUCUGGGCUACUUGGAGAAAGCUUUCAUCGACUACGGCGUGGAGCAGGAGGAGUGUCGUCGGCGCCUGGUGUGUGAAGCUCACCUGCCAAACGCUCACCUGGUCAACAAGCCCAUCGUGGACACGCUCACCCAUCUCGUGAGCCAAGUGACAGACGAGGACGUGGCAGCAGCAAACGCCCAUGACGCCGCCGCCGCACAGAACCUACAGCUGGCAGCACGGCACGGCCUAGACGAACAGGGGUGCCAGGCGUACGAGCAAGCGUGUCCACAUGUCGCGCUAUCAAGUGCAGUUCACAACGUGCGCUAAAAGGAAAGAAAUAUAGAAAAAAAUACAGCAAUCGUUGUAUCUGCCACCUAGGUCAUCAUCAUAUCAUAUCGCAGUCACAAGAAGACUGUUAUAAAAUAGAUAUUUUUUUUUUUACUUGAUCGACCUCGUCAUUUUAAUCACAAAACCAAAAUAGGGAUAUUAUACACGUGCAGUAUAUGUAUCUGUAUGACAGCUUUCCUACAACAGACAUAUGAUGAUUGACGAUAAGAAAUAAUAAAUAAUAAUUAACAAAAGAAUUCCAGGUUGAGUUCAAAGCGUUAUAAAUGCAUUUUUAUUUUGUCAGUUCGUUCCAAGAGUCAAAGCCUUCCCAUGCACCUUUUUUCUCUUCUCCCUCACCCCCCCACCCAUUCUCCCCC
Molecule: messenger RNA, 1014 nt
Organism: Penaeus monodon (black tiger shrimp)
Lineage: Eukaryota; Metazoa; Arthropoda; Malacostraca; Decapoda; Penaeidae
Exons: 4
Coding region: 83-637 (184 amino acids)
Source: RefSeq, a predicted model, not a curated record